UUCGAACGAGGAGAAAGGGGCGAUACGAAAAGAAGUGGGCAGGCGGGCCAAUAAGUGGGGAUGAGGCGAGUUGCAGGUGCAGGUGCAGGUUCCAGCCACGCUGCGCGCUGCCCCGUGAUGAACCCUGCUGGCCCUUCCUGGCCGAGACUCCGAGUCCUGUGGGUGCUGUGGUCACUGAUGGCGGUGCUGUUGUCACCGUGGAGGCUGUGGGCUGUCGAGGAUAACCAGGAGUGCACCUGGCAGGUUGUCCUGAACAAGUUCGAGACGAUAGGCAAGAACCAUGGGAGUGACCGCUUCUUUGAGCAAGAACCCCUGGACACAGUGGACAAUUUGUUUGGUCUUCUGGUGGACGCGCCUAUCGACCCGGAGGAGAAAUACCUGGGCUUCCCUUACUACCUGAAGAUCAACUACUCCUGCAAAGGAGAGUCCUCCGAGGCUCUGGUCCGCAAGGGCCACCUGACGGGGCUGAAGCCUGUGGUGCUGGUCAUCUUCCAGUCCCCAGUUAACUUCCAUCGCUGGAAGUUAGAACAGCUGCAGAUCCAGAUGGAGGCAGCCCCUUUCCGCAGCAAAGAGCAGUGCAGUGCAGAGGAGGUGUGUAUCAUGAGCUGGUACACACCCAUGCCCGUCAAGAAUGGCAGUGUGGUCAUGCGUGUGGAUGUCAGCAGCAAUGGCCUUGGGCCCUUCAUCCCCAAUAAAAGGUUUCUGGUGAACAUCAAUGGCUUCUUGAAGAGAAAGCAAGACAACAGACUCCAGUUCACUGUGGGAAAUGAGCUCUUCAAUCUGAUACCCCGGUACUUUGUGAAUGCCCCAUCGAGGCCCCUGUGGUAUACUCUGGACCAGACACCUGUGCUCAUCCUGGGUGGAAUUCCUGAGGAGAAGUCAGUUCUGUUGACUGACACCAGCUUUACGGACUUUUUUCUUGUGGAGUUGAGCAUUGACAGUUGCUGGGUAGGCUCCUUCUACUGCCCCCAGGGUAACUUCACCGCCACCAUCUACGAUGCCAUCGCCACAGAGAGCACGCUUUUUAUUCGGCAGAACCAGCUCGUCUACUAUUUUACAGGCAACUAUACCAUACUCCACGAGAGCAACCAUGGCAGCGAGAGCUGGGUUCGUGUACUGCCCAACGAGUGCAUCAAGAAGCUGUGCCCCGUGCAUUUUCAUGGAAAUGGCUCCGAGUACAUCAUGGCCCUCACCACUGGGAAGCACGAAGGUUAUGUCCACUUUGGGACUAUUACAGAUGGCCUUGUUUCCUUCCAGAUGCUGCCCAGGCAGCAGUCCGUGUGCGAAAGGAUACAAGUCAAUGAUUACCUGUCCAUUCUCUACACCAUCCCGGAAUUCAUUCCUGAUGCUCGAGGCCUGGAGUUCCUGAUGAUCCUAGGGACAGAGUCUUACACCAGCUUCCCGAUGGUGCCCAAGGGCAUGUCCUACAACUCAUUUAAUAAUCUGCUGUUCAUCUGGGGUAACUUCCUCCUGCAGAGUUAUGACACUGAAAACUUCAUCUACCUGGCGAACUUCCCCAAGGAGCUAUCCAUCAAGUACAUGGUCAACUCAUUCCAUGGAGACAUAGCUAUUGUCACUGAGACUGAGGAGAUCUGGUACCUCGUGGAGGGCAGUUAUCACGUGUACAAGUUGUUCCCAUCCAAGGGCUGGAAUGUGUACAUCAGCCUCCAGGUGAUGCAGCAGUCCUCUCUCUAUGCUUCCCAUGAGACCAUGGUCACCCUCUUCUAUGAAGACAGCAAUCUGUACCAGCUGGUGUACCUUGUAAACAACCAGCAGGGCCAGCUCAUCAAGAGGCUUGUGCCUGUGGAGCAACUUCUGAUGCACCAGCAGCUCAGUGACCCCUACUCCUUGCAGCAGCAAAAGAGUCACCUGGAACUCUCCUUCACCAACUUCUGCCCCUUCACGGUGAUGCGCCUGCGGGACCUGCCCGACCAGAAGACCUACACGCGCCAGGAGCUCUACCGGGCGCAGCCGCCGCACAUCCUGGAGCCCUCGGGCUUCCACACCGAGAACUCACUCGCUGUCUAUCAGGGCCUCGUCUACUACCUGCUCUGGCUGCACUCCAAAUACCACAAGCCUUAUGCCGACCCCGUGCACGACUCCACCUGGCGUUGGUGGAAGAACAAGAAACAGGACCAGGACUACUACUACUACCUGGUGAGCAACGGGAAGAGUGCGGGUAACGUGCACAUUGACAUGGCCAACUACAAAAAGGUCUACGACGUCAAGACUGAGUACCAGCUGCCGGAGCGCAUCUUCCUGGAUAAGGGCACCAGCUACAGCUUCUCCAUCUUCCUGACCGCCCGGGGCCACUCGAUCAAGAAUGAGCUGGAGCCAGGCAACCUCUUCCAGCUGCUGAGCCAGGUGGACCUGGGCGUGGUGCUGGCCGACCCCAGCUGCAUUGAGGCGGUGGUGAAGCAGCAGGUCCUUAUUAAACGCAACUCAGUGCUUUUCAGGGUUAUGCUCCGUGAUAAAAGUGUUUGCUUUGACCAGGGCAUUAGUGGCCAUCACCUCAUGAAGACGGCCAUGCUGGUCAAGGUGGUGGGGUCAGCUGGGCACUGCGUCCAGAACACGAUCCAGGGGCUCCGCAUGCAAGGUAACUUGAUGGUGCCAGUGCUUAUAGGCUGUCCACCGGGAAAGCGCCUGGCCUUUGACAUCACCUACACCCUGCAGUACAACAACCUACAGAACAGACACUAUUUUGACUGCGUUCACGUAGACCCCGAGAUGCCCUGCUUCCUCUUCCGUGACAUCUUCCACCCCUUCUUCUUGAUCCAAGAUUUGGUGACGGGAGAGUCUGGCAGUUUUGAGGGCAGCACCUACAGCCUCAUCUGGACCACCAAGAACUCAACAGCUACCAAGGACUUGGCUUUCAACAUCAUGUCCCACAACAUGGGCAUUGAGUGGCUGUGUCUGGAGAACUCUCCAUGCCAUGACACCGUUCCCCAUAGCAUCUUCGCCCCCGAAUUCUUCUUCAAGGUGCUGGUGAGCAAUAGAGGUGUGGACAAGAGCACAUACUGUGACUACCAGCUCACCUUCCUGCUACAUCUACACGGGCUUCCACUCAAUGCCAAGCGAGCCCUCUUCAUCCUCAUGGUGUCGACCAGUGUGUUUCUUGGCCUGGUGAUCCUCUACAUCAUCACCUGCCUCUUGCUGCCCCUUAUGUUGAAGAUGUGCAAUACCCUCCGCUGGAAAAUCAACACCAUCAUCGCAUCAGAUUCCUACUAUUCCUACAGCUCCUCUUCUAUAGCCUUCAGCAGGUCAUCUGAGUCCAAAUCUAGUGUUGGCUCCAAAGUUGGCUCCAAGGUGGCAGUGAACAAGGCUGAACCUGAGGAAGUUGUGAAGAAGUCACUGACCUAG
Molecule: messenger RNA, 3360 nt
Organism: Myotis lucifugus (little brown bat)
Lineage: Eukaryota; Metazoa; Chordata; Mammalia; Chiroptera; Vespertilionidae
Gene: CATSPERG
Product: cation channel sperm associated auxiliary subunit gamma
Exons: 27
Coding region: 61-3360 (1099 amino acids)
Cellular component (GO): sperm principal piece; motile cilium; CatSper complex
Source: RefSeq, a predicted model, not a curated record